UUUGUUUAGUGCAGUGUAGUGGCACCCAGAAUUUCCUCCCCGCUUGGUCACGUCCGCGCGUGCGUUUACACUCGUUUGUUUUCAGAGUGGAUUUCACUGGAAACCUGUUUGUAGAUCUUAAUCAGUUGUUGUUCAGUCAGCUUCGCGCCGUCACAGUGCAGUGCUUAUAUUUCCUGGAUGCAUGUACGCGAGACCAUCUGGACGUUGCAUGAUGCACUUACCUGCUGCAGCGAGUACUGCAUAUCACGUUGUGGUCAUCAUGUUCAUUUGAAGGAUCUUGUGUUUGCGCGAUUUGCAUGAGGCACUCUCAUUGUGAACUCCCUGCUAGGUGAAGUGAUCUGCUAGUAUCCGUGUUUGAUCUGCAGGAUCUGUCAGUGGCUGAUAGGUGACUCCAGCAGAACCUUGUUGAUUUCACUAACACCUCCAAAGAUGACAUCACUGAUACAGCUACUUGGCAUAUAGCAACGAAGUGAAGGUUUACCUUUACGACCACAAUGCAGGAAGCGUCCCCGCGGCCGACAGCGUACCAGGAUGCCCCCUUAGUGGGGCGUGGAUUGGAAUCUGGAGAAGAAUCCCCUGUCGGUGGCAUGAACGUUGUCGCACCUACAACAAUGAGUCACUCACCAUCACCACCUCCUGAUGCCCUGGACCCUCAGGCCCAGGCACAACUUGAGGCCGACAAGCGCGCUGUUUACAAGCACCCCCUGUUCCCUCUUCUGGCACUGUUGUUCGAAAAGUGUGAGCGGGCCACGCAGACAGCUGAGGCUCCUUCCUCAGAGAGUUUCAGCAGUGAUAUCCAGGCCUUUGUGCAGCACCAGGAGAGGGAUCGAAGGCCAUUCUUCAGCGACGACCCUGAUGUUGAUAGCCUGAUGGUGAAGGCAAUCCAGGUGCUGCGUAUCCACCUUCUAGAGCUGGAGAAGGUGCAGGAGCUGUGCAAGGACUUCUGCAACCGUUACAUUGCUUGUCUCAAGAGCAAGAUGCAAAGUGAGAACCUCCUCAGAAGUGCAGACUUUCCAUCCCAUGGAGGAAGUGAAGGGGGUCACCUGAGUGACUCUGAUUCUUCCUGUUCCUCCCCUGGCCCACUGCGUCUCUCUCCCUCGCCACCUGUACAAGCAACGCAUCAGAAUAACUGCAUCACAAAUGCUAUGAAUCCUGCACAAAUUGUGUCUGGUGGCACAGUAUACCAGAUGGUACAAACAUCAGCUGGGAUCAUGGCACAACCAAUUCAGAUCCAGCCAAGUCAGAGCAUGCCUGUGAUAACUGCCAUUCAUGGUGGGACUCCCCUGUCUCAGAUUGGUGCCAACUGCUCCAGCGCCGACCAGGAGCAGCGGCUUGCCAGCAUGGGACAUCGCCACUUGUCCCUCUCCAUGAGUGGUGAUGAUGAAGAGGACGACUUGUUGGGCAGCAAGAAAAAGCAGAAGAGAGGCGUUCUCCCCAAGCAUGCAACCAGCAUCAUGCGCUCUUGGCUAUUCCAGCACAUUGUGCAUCCUUACCCAACAGAAGAUGAGAAGCGACAGAUUGCGGCUCAGACAAAUCUAACACUUCUACAAGUCAAUAACUGGUUCAUCAAUGCAAGGCGCAGGAUUCUUCAGCCAAUGUUAGACGCUGGCAAUCCUGAAGCAGCUCAAAAAGCAAAGAAAGCAAAAGUGCAAUCAGCACGACCUGUAGAACGGUUCUGGCCGGAUGCUUUGGCCUCUCUGCAACCUAGGACCCCUUCCUCUAGUACUUCCCAUGGGACACAGGAUGCUUCCAGCAAUGGUCAUGGGGCAGGGGGCCAUGGCUCGGACGUAACCUCUGAUGACAGCCCCUGUGGAGGAACGCUCAACUCUGCAGACGAGGACAACGACAAUGAGGAAAACAACAAGCAAUGAAGACGCUUCGUGCAUUACAACCACCUUGGUGGUAUGGUGUGCCAAAUGAGUGUAAGAAGUUAUGGAAAGAUGCGGUAUUUGAUUGGUCCUAUGCCAACCACAAGGAGCUGAGCGUCAUUUCUGCUCAAGGGUUACGCGAUCCAUUUAUCGGAAGUUGCUUUAAAUGGUUGCAGAGAGCAUUUCUCUUUCAUCUGCAUCGCCACCUGCAGACAUGAUGUAGUGAUGGAAGUGCGCAACAAGGGAGGCCGACGAUGGUGGAUUGGGCUUAGCUGUCUUGUUGCUUUCAGAGUUGAGGUCUGUAUGCUCAGAAAGUAACCAGGGCAUCCAGUCCCUGACAAACCUUAGUGAAAUGUAAUAUAUGCAAGAGUGGCCACAGACUGAUGGGCAUGUGUCCUAGUGGUGUUAGUCCUUUUGGCGUACAUAUUUGCAUCAGACUUUUUUUAAAGGUUUUGGUCUACGUUUCAAGGUCAGCUGUUUUCAAGCUAACGUAUCGAGUGCUGCAAUUUAAUUUAUGGUUUGUUACUUUUUCUUUUCUUUUUUUCAUAUUGUUCAGAAUGCCAAGCAAUAAAACAUCAGUAGAAAUAGUGCAGCAGAACAAUAUUUGGCCCCUGCAUUACCAUAACCUACCACAUGUACAGGAAAAAUGACACGCGGCGUCAGAAAGGAACGUGUCUACACAGUUUGCAGUGUACAGAUUUCCUUUUUUUUUUUUUCAACUUUGUACAGCUGCAGCAUGUGACUGUCAUGAAGUGCUAUUUUUUCAGGAGUAGAUGCUCAGGAGGUAUGGGAGAAGCUAUGCAAUUGUAAAGGAGAGAGUUAGUACAGGCAGAGCUGUGCUCCUUUGACUCGGAGCUGCAUUAGAUAUGCAGACAAAACUUAAGUCAUGUACUGUCACCGUUGAAACAAAGGUUUGCUCAAGUGUUUCUUGGCCAGUGUACGUAUAUGCAAGCUGUACGCUGCUUGUGCCAUUACUACGCAGGAUAGCGCUUAGUUACUUAGUUCAAGCAGCAUGUGCCGUGUAUGAUUUUUGAUACAGUGGACAUGCUUUCGCAUUGUACUUUUGUCUGGUGUUGGGUGGAUAAUCAGUGUGUGAUUUUGCUUUUGCGGGCAGUUUUCAGUGAACAUGUACGUAUUGCAUAUGUUUACCAAAUAGGUUUUCAUGCACAAUGCCUUGUUCAGCACAAUGCACACACUACAUAGACCCAAUGUUUUUUAAUGUAACUCAUGCAUGCAGUGUCUUAAGUCUAACAAUUUCAUAGUCACAUUGCUUUACUUUCUUUGUUGUCAUUGUGUGCAUGAUUAAACCAUGUCAUAUUAAAUCUCAAGAAGAACAAUUUUUACAACAAUUUUUUGCUGUUCUAUGUGCAUUUAUGUUCACAAAACUGGAGGAAAUAAGUUUCUUUGGAACGUUAAAACGAUUUAAUUUCUUUACAGAUACUUUAGCCAUGUCAAACACAUACAAAAGAAGCGUACAGAUGUUUGCACACAAAUGUUCGGACAGCACCAUUGAAAGGUUUUCUUUUUCAGUGGUUCAGGUAUUAGAAUGGUGAUGUUGUGCCGGUUAAAAUUGAUGCCAGUGUCAUAAAUAUUUGCAUUCUACAAACUGAAAGGUGUGAUGAGGUUGCCUGAUGGCUAUGAAAAAUGCAGUGAGAUGGCUAAAAUUCAUUGUUUUUUCCCAAUUAUGUAAUUUGAGUACAAGAACAGACUGCAAAUAGUGGUUUUGCAGUGUUAUUAGUGCAUGCUGUUGGCCAGUUACCUCUACUGGUAUUGAAUUAAUUGAAAAACAAUUAAUUUUUACCAGUCUCAUCCCCCAUGUAUUAACUUACAAUUGUGUGCAUUUGUAAACUAAGCAGUUUCGUCUCCUUUUAAACUGCCACGUUUAUUUACGUUAAUUAGUUUCGCUCAUGUUACCAUGUAUUCACACUAGCAACAUUCUCAAGCAGAACAUGCAAAAAACGUCAGAGCUUCUUGCUGUUAGGUGAGCGCUCAACGUUGUGUCUUCACGUGCACUGCUUAACCGUGGGGAGUAUCCUACAACACAUCCACGAGGUAUUCCGUAGCAGACGACAGGAAAAGGUUCUGGCAGCAUCAUCUGCUAAUAUGCCACUCCUGAUAUUCCGGCACCGUGUGAAUGCUGAAUGUGACACGGGGCGGAACUUCAGCUCUAUGAGCAGUUUUUUUUGCGUUUUCCUUCACUACAAUCUUCCACAAGGAUGUCACUCGUGUGAAUACACAGUUAGUUGAAGUUACUUCUGCUACAGCUUUAAAUAUUGGUAAGCUGGACUUUGGACUUUGGGUCAAGUUCCAGUUUGAAUUCAUUGUUUUCGAUUAUUUUAAGCUCGCAUGAAAACCAGGCACGACAUUGCUUUGUUUUGAUCAGGAUUGACAAUCGUGUGGCCAUCAGGUUGCGAAAGUAGUGUUUGCAUUGCCCACUCUCUGAAUGGCAGCAUUCAUUUUGUGGAUUGAAUGUAACAUAUGCACCCCUUGAGAAGAACUAUCAACUUGUGCAACAGACAGAUUUCGUCUGCUUUAUCAUCGUCCUAAUACACACCUGAAUGAUGGUGAUCCAAUAUAGGUCUGAUAUACCAAAAGUAAUAAUGUACACAGAUAUGGAGGCUUGAAAUUCACUAUGUGUAUAUUAGGAGUAUUGACAGUGAAGAACUGCAAUGUGAGCGGCAUAAAGUGUAAACAGUAUGCUAGCACAUUUCUCAUUCAUAGUAACUAGCAUUGUCUGCACAAUGUAGCAGUUUAGUGAGCAGAACACAACGACCACCAAGAUUGGUUAGUGGCUCUGUACAAUAAACAGUACAGGCUUCAGCCGUUAUGAUGCAAUUCCAUGCACAAAAUUAUAACUCAUUAAAUGUAGUUAGAAAUUUUGAAUGUGCAUGUUACGAUGGGAAUUUUACUGCAUUCAUAACCAUUAGAACUAACGCAAAAUAUGGUUACGGGGGAUUGGUUUCCAUUCUCCACUUUAUAAUUAACAGCGUGCUGGUUCAAGACCCAGCAGACAGAUAUAUUUUAUGGAGCUCAAUCUUGAUAGUCUUCACUAUGCUGCUUUGCUUCUUCGUUUUUCAUCAAAUGUUACAUAGGAAGUCCUGGACGAGAGAGAAAAAAAUGAUGCAGAUUGCUCUCAUAAUUUUCGCUGGGUGUUGUCAUUAAAGGAACAUGGAAGGCACUUGAAACAAAUUCUCUUUUACAGCGCAUUAUAAACGUGCUACAUUUAGGAACUGCCACGCAAAAUAUUUCCUUUGGAAAAUCAAGUUUCCUGAGAAAAUUAGAAAAUGUGUGCAGCGGCAGUGAUCUCGCCCAUGCUACUCUUGGUGGUGACAUCAAGUGUCCGUCAGCACUUUUUUUAUUGGCUGCCCAGAAUCCUGUGCUAGCGAAAGCGACCAGUGUAGACAUGGGACGGGCGGCGCGAAAUGCAACUGCAAAAAGACAAAGCAAAAAGGGGGCACGCACGUCACUAUUGGCUGACUCGCUUGACGCACCGACUGGCAACCAAGGGAAGGAGCAUUUCUGACACGCAAGAUCGAAAGGCCUCUUCCGCACCGGAAUUGCACACUGCUGUCAUAAUUUUUGUGCGCAUAUACAGGUUAGCUACCUAUAAAAGCUUACCCAUCCAGUGUGCUGUACUCACCAAUUACCCAAUGCAGGUGAAAAAUUAUUGCGUCCGCGUGAAACCCUAAUUGGUACGUUUCAUCAUCGUAAGCUUCAAACCGAUUCAACAUCACAGUUCAAAGUUACGACCAAAAACCACCAAAUCCCAAUGGGAAAACAGUCAAGGUGGAAGCCAUGUUGGGUAAACUUUCAUCUGUGGCUACCCUUUAAAUAUCUCAGGGCUUCUAGUCCGAAUUUCUGCAUUUUUGAUCCUUCCAUGCUCCCUUAAGAACCCAAUGUUGCAUACUGAAGGAUGCAGUUGGGUGGGUAGAUUUUGCAUCAGAAGCCCAAGAUUAUUUUAUAUUGGGGGAUUAUACAGCAAUCAAUUUUCAUUAUUAUUGUGUAGUGCAAUAUCUUAUCUACGAACUGUUCAAGAGCCAUGUGCUGAACAUCUAGCAUUCGUUAAAAGGACCCGUGGAGAUUUUACUUUCCAUAACUAACUUUUCCCAAAGUAUACUAUAGCACUACCAUGAAACGAAACAGCUAUCUAUGCAGAAGAGAAACACCAACGUACACAAUUACUGAGCUACAUCACUAUUCAACAUAGGGUAUUCAUACUAUGGUGCCAAGCUUGUAGACUAUCAGUGCUCGUCCUUUGAGCUAGCUUGUGCAACCUGGCAUUUGCAUGCACCACCAAAGAUACCUCACAAAUUGGCAGUUUGCAUGCACUAUGAACAUCUUGCAGAUGCUUUUGGAUGGGAACUUCCUUACAGGUAGACUUUUAACCAUUUUUAUACUGCAGAGGGAAGAAAAUAUUCCAAUCUUAGUCUAGAAUGUACAUAUUGAAAGCAGAAAGUGGGAGUGUAUUUGUUAGGAAACGUUUUGCUCGAUUCUUGAGUUUGAGGUACAUGAAGCGUUGUGGUGGAACAGGGGUGGCUAUGAAGUUGUCGAGGCGGCAAAAUGUGUAAUUUGCAAUUUGGUAUUGCCAACGAUUGGAUUGACAUUCGGUAAAAUUAGGCUAGCCACAUCAGUUGAGGCAGCCCCCAGAAUGAAAGGGUAAAUAAGUUUACGUUUUGAAAGUUACACAAAAAAAAGUUUUGACUUGCAAACCUCUUUGGUGACUGCGUUUCAGACUUACAGUCGCCAGUUUGCUACCCUUUGACUUGGUAGUAGUCAUUCUGUUCCAGCAAAGAGAAGCUUCAUGGCCAGCAGCACCCUUUUAUGCUCACCGAUUCUGUUACGUGAGGCAUUUUUGCUCACAGCUGCACUACACUGUAGCACACAAGAUAGGGUAUUAGCCGAUUAUUAUGCUGUUGUCAUCCAAGUAAAUGGUUUUAUCUGUUGUGUCAUACAAAAUAUAUUUGAGUUGUAGCCAAGAAGUCAUCGCAUGUGAAAAGAGCAAAUUGUGUUACAUUAUUUGUUUUUACUUGUUUUGAGCUGUGGUUAAGUAUAACCCAGAAAGAGACACCUUGGCGUGUGCUUUAUAUAUGUGGUGCCUGAGAUUGUUACUCUAUGGCAGCUUUUAUGUUGUAUUUUUUCUGCUUAGUCAUCGAUAAGUUGUAAGAAUCUCACAUAUUUUGUAUGGCCCUCGUUUUGUAAAGACUUUUGGAGAGAUUGCCAAACACUGUCGUAUACAUUAUUUAGCCCAGAAUUGACUAGGAAUUUGGACUACAAUGCUGUAGGUUUCUAUAUGAGAGUAUAGAAUAAAGAGAUAUUAAUAUAUACCA
Ornithodoros turicata is the source of this 7195-nucleotide messenger RNA. RefSeq names its product homeobox protein PKNOX2-like. The transcript has 10 exons. Gene Ontology annotation, biological process: regulation of transcription by RNA polymerase II. NCBI's taxonomy places the organism in Eukaryota, Metazoa, Arthropoda, Arachnida, Ixodida, Argasidae. The record is from RefSeq and is a predicted model, not a curated record. Bases 495 to 1871 code for a protein of 458 amino acids. Gene Ontology annotation, molecular function: RNA polymerase II cis-regulatory region sequence-specific DNA binding.